Molecule: messenger RNA, 1050 nt
Organism: Aspergillus udagawae
Lineage: Eukaryota; Fungi; Ascomycota; Eurotiomycetes; Eurotiales; Aspergillaceae
Product: FAD-dependent oxidoreductase
Exons: 3
Coding region: 1-1050 (349 amino acids)
Molecular function (GO): FAD binding; D-amino-acid oxidase activity
Source: RefSeq, a predicted model, not a curated record
AUGAGUAACGAAACUGUAGUGGUCAUCGGCGCGGGGGUAAUCGGGCUCACCACAGCCCUCCACAUCCAACAACACCUUCAACCCUCUCAAAACAUCCUCAUCGUCGCCAGAGAGUUCCCCAACACCACCUCGCUCAAUUAUGCUUCGCCCUGGGCCGGCGCGCACUACCGCCCAGUCCCAGUGUCCUCACCGCAAGCCGCACGAGAAAACAGCCAAGCACGCCGCACAUAUGAGCACUUCAAGCAACUCGCCACCGAAGACGCCUCCUCAGGAGUCCAACUCAUCGAUGGCGAGGAACACCUCGAGUCCCCGCCCCCAGAGUACCUGAACGAAGCCAACAUCCAGGACGCGUACGCGCAUCUCGACGGCUUCCGCCGCCUGACGCAGGACGAGACUCCCCCCGAAGUGAAAUGGGGCGUGCGCUACCGCACCUACGUCGUGAACUCGCCAGUCUACUGCGCCUACCUGCUUCGCAAGUUCGUCCUCAACGGCGGCCAGACGAGAGAGUACACGCUCGUUGAUCCGAUGGAGGCGUUUGAGCUGGCGGGGACGGGGACCGUCAGGACGGUUGUCAACUGCUCCGGACUGGGAUUCGGGGAUCCCAAGUCAUUCAUUAUCCGAGGUCAAACGUGUCUAGUCCGCAACCCCUGCUCUGUGACCAUCACCCGCCAAAACUCAGACGGCACCUGGUCGUUCUGCAUUCCCCGGCCUCUGAGCGGUGGCACGAUCAUCGGCGGCACCAAGGAACCGCACAACUGGAAUCCGACGCCCUCGCUUGAUACGAGGAAGCAGCUUCUCUCCAAUGCGGCGAAAUGGUCCCCCUUUACGGAGAGCGGAGGUCAGUUCGAUGUCAUCCGUGAUAUCGUCGGGCGGAGGCCGGCGAGGGAAGGCGGGAUGAGGAUUGAGGCGGAGAGAGUGGGUGGUGAUCGCUUCAUUGUGCAUGCCUAUGGUGCGGGGGGAAGGGGGUUCGAGUUGUCGUGGGGAGUUGCGCAGGAUGUUGUGCAGUUGAUGUUUGAGAAUGAGUUGGCGCGGCAGAAGGCGUCGUUGUAG